CAGAAGCCACAGCAAGGAUUCUCUGCGUGCCCGCUCAUUCGUUGACUUAACAUGUCUAGCGCUUCCAGCCCGCGAUUAAUCGUCUACCCAAGAUCAAAGUAAAUACUUGCUAGACUAAAUAUUUUCAUCAGCACAACUCUGUUGUUAAAUAAUGGUAUGUUCACACAGGAGCUUACAAACACGACUUGUGGUGUAAUGUGAAACAGUUCAGUGGACUUGUAAACUAAAUGGAUACAAUGGAGACUAGUACCGACACUUUAGAAGUCUUUGUGCGACCAGGAGAGACGACCGCUAUAGUAGCCAUUAUUACUAUGAUGGCAGUCAUUAUUGCAUUAGGGAGCGUUGGCAACAUACUGGUGACGUUAGCAGUCAUCCAAACCAAGAAACUUCAGACAGUGUCCAAUAUGUUUGUGGCCAACCUGAGUAUCUGUGACCUGAUGUUCGUGUCGGUAGUGCUGCCGGUCAACAUGUACACAUACGUCUUCAACGGCUGGCAGUUCAACAUGGACAUUUGCAGAUUCAUUGGAUUUCUCGGAUACACGCUCACGGGUACAACAAUUAUGACGAUAACACUGAUCGCAUGGAACAGGUACAAGCUGGUAGUGAACGUGAGCCGCUAUAAAAAACUAUUCAGACCAAGAAAUAUGGCAAUAAUGCUGGCGGCAACCUGGAUCGUUCCCAUUAUAUUCUUACAGCCUGCUAUUUUUGGGGCCUGGGGUCAAUUUGGUUACAUCCCUAUGCUCUCCAGCUGUAACUUGGGACUCGACAAUUCCAGCCAGACCUUCAAAAUUUUCCUCCUGAUAGUCCGUGCUGCCAUCCCGUGUGGCCUCAUCAUCUACUACUACACGGCUAUUUACGUCACAACACGCGCAUCCCACCAGCGAUUGCGUCAUAUGGCCUCCACAUCCAACACUCUCUUCAGGCACAACAACCACAGACGUGAGAUGAGACUAACGAGAAUGAUGAUAGCCAUAUUUGUGGUGUUUGUGCUGAGUUAUUUCCCAUGCACCAUCUCCAGCGUCAUAGACUGGAGUAAAAUGUUGAGUAAAACAUUUCACAUGUUCUGCCAGACCUCUGUGUUUCUGGGCAGCGCCAUCAACCCUCUGCUUUACGGUUUUAUGAACGACCAGUUCCGGAAAGCCUACUAUCAAAUACUAACUUGCCGUAUGGUUUUCCGGAGAAGUAAAAGAAACAAACUAAAUGGACCAUUGUCCACUGACCAAGAGAAGACAGAAGUAAAGUGUGCAGCUUUAGCAUACCAGGUGCUGGAGGUGGACAAGCUGUGCAUGCUGCCAGACAGGAGUGACUCACCAGCCAUGCACGGACAGUGGGAAAAUAGUGAAGACAAUGUUGAGAACUGGCCUGGAUCAACUACCACUACCUGUACAUCUAACAUGUCAACAAAAAGUCUUCAACUGUGCAACGAAAAUCAGCUCUAUCCUAUUGAAAACACAAGCCUCAAGGAUGGGGCCCAACAAACUGUUAACUAAAUCUAUUAAUUUAUUGUUGAUUUGCACACAAGGUAACUGUAAUAUAAUGCUACACCAUUGUUGAUGUUGAAUUUUUUUUAACAAUAAAGAUUGGCUUAAUAAUGUGUACAUAUAAAUCUGUGAUCCUGAGGCAAAUGUUAAAUGUUGGCAAUACAAAAUUCAUAAACAAACCCUAUAGUUUACAUGAUAACCCAGACAUGUCAAAUACAGCAUUAAAAUUUGUUAAUUAUUUUUAGUUUAGGCAAAAAUUAAAUUUUAACCCAAGCUUAGUCUCAUUACUGACAACAUCCAUUUUGUUUUUGUCAGUUUUCGGAGUUUUCCAAAUUUUACUAGCAGUAAUCACUAACAAAGAAAUCUAUAUGCAUCAGAAGUUGUAGCCUAAUUGGGGGUUGAAUAAAAAUGGUCGUUGUAAAAUGUCUGUAAUGUGAUAUUUUAACAUUAUGUAGAAAGGCUUUCAAUAAAAAGAACAACAAGAAAAAACAAACAAAAAAAAAGUUGUGUUUGAAGUGUGAAGAUAACUAUAGGGGUCUAUUUGUGAAUAUACCACUGUAUCUUGACAGUAUGUGUA
This is a messenger RNA of Physella acuta, 2058 nucleotides long. RefSeq names its product G-protein coupled receptor moody. Gene Ontology annotation, cellular component: membrane. Gene Ontology annotation, biological process: G protein-coupled receptor signaling pathway. Gene Ontology annotation, molecular function: G protein-coupled receptor activity. The record is from RefSeq and is a predicted model, not a curated record. Lineage: Eukaryota; Metazoa; Mollusca; Gastropoda; Physidae.